AGAGAGAGAGAGAGAGAGAGAGAGAGAGAACGGUAGAGCAUCCAAACCAUCAGUCAGGUGUUUUAGGUUUCUCUCAGCUGCUCCUUAACUUCAGGAUCCUCAUGGACUUUCUGCUGAUGAAGAGAAUCAAUAGCGGAUUGUGAUGUUGUUCUGAGAUAUCUGAUGAGAAGAUGUUUUGCUGAAACAUGACAGCACACACAAACCAGAGUCGCUCAGGUGGUGAUUAUGAAUGGCGUUAUGAGUAUUAUGAUGAUGAAGAGCCCGUGUCCUUUGAAAGCCUGAAAGCAAACAGAUACUCUAUAGUGAUCGGUUUCUGGGUUGGUCUGGCAGUGUUUGUCAUCUUCAUGUUCUUUGUCCUGACUCUUCUGACCAAAACCGGAGCAUCACAUCUUGAGAUUUCUGACCCCAGUGAAAAGCAUCAUGGUGACGAUGUGCAGAUAGAGGCUGAAUGUCCUCAAGCAUUUCCUCUACAUCCACUGUUUGAUGAAACGCGUUCCCUGUUUCACUUUUACAUUAAUGAGGAAGGGCAAACUAAUAUCAAUAGAGAUGCUGUUAUUGGCAGAGGGAGGCGUUGUGGGCGGGACCCCGUUGGACUCUGCUUGCAGAGCACAAUAGAGGAUGAGAGAAGAAACCAAGAUGACAACUUUCUGUCCAACUUCAACAUUCCGAACUUUGUCCAAUCUGAGCACAGCUCCAGCAUAGACAAUGACGACCUGCUUCUGUGUGGACUGCCAACUAUCACAGAUAGCGAAUCACCUGUCCUUAACAGUUAGCAGGACAUCAGAUUAGAGCCCAACUUCUUCCUGUGAUGUCAUCGAACAUUAAUUAACAUGUAUACUGAUCAGAUACUUAAGAUACACUUUAGAUAAAUGUCCAUUGAUGAAUCAUUAAGACAAUAAGAGAGUUAUUGUGAUCUGUAAAAUGGUCAUUGUCCAAGUUUCCAAAUGUCAAAAAUUUUCAUGUCUUUUUUUCAACUUUGUAGAUUCACAAUAAUCUUUGUUGUAAGAUUAGAUUUAAUUUUAGUGACUGUGUUUCUAUGUGUGGCUUAAAGAGGGUUGUUUAUUUCUGGUUUGCGAUAAAUCAGACUUAAUGUUGACAUCUGUUUUCUUUUUUAAAGGUCAAUGGUCCAAACAGCAUAAGUUCUGGAUCUCACUUUAAUGCUAUGGGUGGUUUUUGAUUUUCAUAUUGCUGCUGUAUGCAAUUUGUUGUGAUCUUUUUUUUUAAGUUGUUUGCAUACUUUCCUUAAUUCCCUAUUUAUUUUAAAAUAGAAGUUUGUUAAGCCAGCCUUGCAUUUUGAUGCCCAAAACAGGAAAUGGACCAAGGUCACAGCCGACAAGGUGUAAAGAAAUAUUUCAUGUUUUUAAUAUUUUUUUAUAGUCAUUUAAAUUAAACUAUUGUCAAAAAUGUUUUAAAAAAAAGUCCAAAAGAACAUAUAAAACCAUCAUGCAUGCAACAAUUUUUAAGAACUAGAUUUUAAACUAAGAUAUUUUGAUAUUCUUAUUUGUAAUUGAACCAUAUAUAUCAAAAUAUA
Messenger RNA from Paramisgurnus dabryanus, 1531 nucleotides. RefSeq names its product melanocortin 2 receptor accessory protein 2b (gene mrap2b). The record is from RefSeq and is a predicted model, not a curated record. Gene Ontology annotation, cellular component: plasma membrane; endoplasmic reticulum. Lineage: Eukaryota; Metazoa; Chordata; Actinopteri; Cypriniformes; Cobitidae. Gene Ontology annotation, biological process: regulation of adenylate cyclase-activating G protein-coupled receptor signaling pathway; protein localization to plasma membrane. Gene Ontology annotation, molecular function: type 3 melanocortin receptor binding; type 5 melanocortin receptor binding; type 1 melanocortin receptor binding.